UAGAGCGUCAAACGGUUCAAAGAGGAAGGAAGAUGGCGGAUAACAAAGGCGUAGGGGAUACGGAAAGCUCUGCGAACAUGGAUCCAGCACCUCAGGGAGAGGACAGCGGAGACCCCCCAUCGAAAGAAGCCGAUGCAGUUAUUGUUAUAGAACCAGCUACGAAGGACGAAGAGGACGGUCAGUCGCAGGAGAAUGUUUCCGAAGCGCCGACACCCACCAGCGCAGGAGGCGAUGGUGGUGGUGGCAGCAGCGCUGGAGGAGGCGGAGACGGUAGUACCAGCAGUAGCCCGACCGGGAACGCCAAUCCUGAAACUACGGAGCCCGCUAUUUCAGGGGAGGUUGUCGGGACUUCACCGGCUCCUAUCACAGACAUGUCGCCUCCACCAGUAGCCCCAACAGCCACCCCAUCUGCCCCAAUAAACCUCCUAGAUACGUGCUAUGUCUGUAAACAAAGUCUUCAGAACCGCGACUGUGAACCUAAACUCCUACCUUGCCUCCACUCGUUCUGCCUGCGAUGUAUUCCGCAGCCCGAAAGGCAGAUUAGUGUACAGGUGCCGGGCCCCCACGGACAGGACACCCACAUAGUGAACGUCAUGCGCUGCUCGGUGUGCCUCCAGGAUUACAAACAGAGUGACAUCGUGGAUAACUACUUCGUCAAAGACACCUCGGAGGCCUCCAGCGGGUCGGACGAGAACUCCUCCCAGGUGUGCACCAGCUGCGAGGACAACGCCGGGGCGGUGGGCUUCUGCGUGGAGUGCGGGGAGUGGCUGUGCAAGACCUGCAUCGAGGCGCACCAGAGAGUCAAGUUCACCAAGGACCACAAGAUCCGCAAGAAGGAGGAGGUGUCCUCAGAGUCGGUGGGGCCGUCGGGUCAGCGGCCCGUCUUCUGCCCGGUGCACAAGCAGGAGGCCCUCAAGCUCUUCUGCGAGACAUGCGACACCCUCACCUGCCGGGACUGCCAGCUGCUGGAACACAAGGAGCACAGGUACCAGUUCCUGGAAGAAGCCUUCCAGAACCAGAAGGGCAUCAUCGAGACCUUCAUGGCCAAACUGCAGGAGAAGAAGAAUUACGUUCACUUCUCAGCGUCUCAGGUGCAAAGCAGGAUCAAAGAGGUGAACGAAACUCACAAGAAAGUGGAGCACGAGAUUAAGAUCGCGGUGUUCACGCUCAUCAACGAGAUCAACAAGAAGGGCAAGUCCCUGCUGCAGCAGCUGGAGAGCGUGACGAAGGAGAGGAGCAUGAAGCUGCUCAGCCAGCAGCGGGACAUCAACAUCCUGGCACAGCAGAUCCUGCACGUGCUGUCCUUCACCCACUGGGCCAUCAGCAACGGCAGCAGCACCGCCUUACUGUACAGCAAGAGACUGAUCACGUAUCAGCUGCGGUACAUCCUGAAGGCUCGGCUGGACCCCGUGCCCCAGGCCAACGGGGCGGUGCGCUUCUUCUGCGACCCCACCUUCUGGGCCAAGAACGUAGUGAACCUGGCAGGUAACCUGGUGAUCGAGAAGAUGCCCCCGUCGGUGCACCCGCCGAACGUGAUGGUGGGGCCCAUCUCGCCGGGGCACGGGCACGGGGGCAAGCACCCGGGCCAGAUCAACCUGGCGCAGCUGCGGCUGCAGCACAUGCAGCAGGUCGCCUUCGCGCAGAAGCAGCAGGCGCAGCAGCAGCAGGCGCAGCAGCAGCAGCAGCACGCGCAGCAGCAGGCGCAGCAGGCGCAGAUCCAGCAGCAGAUGCGCAUCGCCUCGCAGAUGGCCUCCCAGCACCCCCGGCAGGGGGGGCCGCAGAUGGUCCAGCAACAGCCCCCGAGGCUCAUCAGCAUGCAGGCCCUGCAGAGGGGCGGAGUGAACGGCUCCUCACACAUGUUCCCCUCGCACCACCUGCGCAUGCCCCCGGGACAGGGCCGCAUGCAGACCGCGCAGCCGCGACACAACGGCCAGCAGUACCCCAUGAUGCAGCCGCAGCUACAGAGACAGCAUUCGAACCCGGGACACGCCGGGCCCUUCCCGGUGGCCUCCCUGCACAACGUGAGCGCCGCCAACCCGACCAGCCCCACCAGCGCCAGCAUGGCGAGCGCGCACGCACACCGCGGCCCCGCCAGCCCCAUCGUCAGCGCCAUCGAGCUCAUCCCCUCCGUGACCAACCCCGAGAACCUGCCCUGCCUGCCGGACAUCCCUCCCAUACAGCUGGAGGACGCCGGCUCCAGCACCCUGGACAACCUGCUGAGUCGCUACAUUUCCACCAGCGCACACCCACAGCUCAAUCCCAUCACCAGCAUGAACCCGUCGCCUGGGCCUUCCACACACUCGCCGGGCUCCUCAGGUUUGUCGAACUCUCACACCCCCGUCAGGCCCUCGAGCACGUCCAGCACGGGGAGCAGGGGCAGCUGCGGGUCUGCGGGGAGGGCGGGGCCCACCUGCACGGCUGUGGAGCAGCAGGUGAAGGUGAAGCAGGAGCCGGGGGUGGAGGAGGACUGCGGCUUCCCCGGGCCCACGGUGAAGCUGGAGCGGGGCAAGGAUGGGAGGCGGAGCGCCUGCAUGAUGAGCAGCCCAGAGAGCAGUGUGACGCCUCCCCUGCCGGUGCUGGGCGCCGUGUCCUCCGGGUCCGUGCAGGACGUCCUGAAGACCCUGGGGGAGCAGGUCAAGUCCGAGCCGCACGACGAGGUGGGGGCGUGCAGCCGGGUCGGGCCGCAGAACAGCCAGCCGCCGGCGCCCCCGCCCCCCGCCCCGGCGAAGGAGACCACGCCCGAGACCCCCGCCCAGGCGCUGACCAACGGCGACUCCGCCCCGGGGGCCGCCCGCCCGCCCGGGGGGGCCUCCUCCACCCACCGCUCCCCGCGUGGAGGCGGCGGCGGCGGCGGUGGGGGCUCAGGGGCGCAGGGGAACAGCCACGGCUCGGCGGCGGGAAAGGACGACGACCCGAACGAGGACUGGUGCGCCGUGUGCCAGAACGGCGGCGAGCUGCUCUGCUGCGACCGCUGCCCCAAAGUCUUCCACAUCACCUGCCACAUCCCCACCCUCAGCUGCUCCCCGAGUGGGGAAUGGAUGUGCACCUUCUGCCGAAACCUGACCAAGCCAGAAAUGGAGUAUGACUGUGACACCGCGCCGGAGGGCAAGAAGGGCAAGAAUGACAAGGGCCUGAGCCCUGAAGACCUCAGGAGGUGUGAGCGCCUCCUGCUGUACAUCUUCUGUCACGAGCUGAGCGUGGAGUUCCAGGAGCCCGUCCCCUCCUCUGUCCCCAACUACUACAAGAUCAUCAAGCGGCCCAUGGACCUGAACCUGGUGAAGAGGAAGCUGGGGCAGUGCCACGCGCAGCACUACCAGAGCCCGCAGGAGUUUGUGGCCGACGUGCGCCUGGUCUUCACAAACUGUGCCAAGUACAACGAGAUGUCUCGAAUAAUCCAAGUUUAUGAUGAGGAGAAACAGAUUAAUGUCCAGGCUGACUCGGAGGUGGCCGAGGCGGGCAAGGCGGUCAGCCUGUACUUCGAAGAGAGGCUGAAGGAGCUGUACCCGGACCAGGACUUCCCCCCAGCCCCCGAGGCCGAGGGGCGGGACGAGGUGCGGCCCGAGGGGCAGGCCGAGGGGCGGGCCCCGGAGGAGGAGGACGACGAGGUCACCGAGGACUCGGACGACGACUUUGUGCAGCCGCGGCGCAAGCGAUUAAAAACGGACGACAAGCGCCUGCACAUCAAGUGAAGCCCGCUACGUUUUCGGCGGGAAAUGGUAGAAUGGGGAAAUGGAGAUGUAUAAAAGAGAUGGUCUGUCUUCCCCCCACCCCCCCCCCCCACCCCCAUCCCUACCUCCCUCCCUUCCCCCCCUCCCCCACAUCACCUCCGCUAUCUGAUCGGACUGAGAUAAUCCAGUGCAGGAUUCAGUUGUUUUACAGAUUAUUUAAUUCCAUGUUUCCCCCCCUCCCCUCUGUUUAAAGUACCAAUAAAACAACAUGAAAUGGGCAUACUGGACUGUGGAAAUGGUGAAGAGUUGAAGACUUACUGGGAAGGACUGCAUUUCCUCCACCAAGGAAAUCCUCUUACCUACUCUAGAAGAAACCGCUUGUACAGAUUUUAAAGAAAGUUGUUUUGGUAGUUAAAUUAAUAUCUGGUUAUUUCUCUUUUUUUUUAUUCUCAGUUAUGACAAUGUUUGUAAAUCUGUUGUGAACUAUGCUUUAUAAAAGAUCUGAACCUCCCAUCUCCCAAUAUCUCGAUGUACUAUAAAAUUUAACACAAAUUACCUGCCAGGUAUUUGUAUGUGUUUGUUGAUUUUUUUUUUUUUUUUUGAUGUAAAUAAUGGAACCAAACUGAGAAAGCAAGUGGCUGCAGUGGAAAGUAAUCCCAUCAAUGUUUGGCCAUUCAUUUAAAUAAACAUUGUUCUUCAA
This is a messenger RNA of Anguilla rostrata (American eel), 4368 nucleotides long. RefSeq names its product tripartite motif containing 33 (gene trim33). The transcript is spliced from 20 exons. Gene Ontology annotation, molecular function: protein binding; zinc ion binding. The record is from RefSeq and is a predicted model, not a curated record. Gene Ontology annotation, cellular component: chromatin. Lineage: Eukaryota; Metazoa; Chordata; Actinopteri; Anguilliformes; Anguillidae. The coding region runs from base 33 to 3689 and encodes 1218 amino acids.